UUAAACGCGGAUCAACUCUGAAUUAAUCAGCAGUCAGUCAAAAGAAACAGAUCAACCAUUAAAGGGUUGCAGCUUAACCAGUGUGUAACGUGACAUUUUAUCCACUUAAACCACUCAAAGGGAAAGAUCGUUUUACAAAAUAAGAUACUAAGUAUGGCAAGAACAUAUUUACCACAUUCCCGAAGAUGCUGUCAAGCGUACUUAACUAAUCGAACUGAUUCCUCAGUAUGCUACCGUUUCCAUGCGCAAUCCCCAACUUAAGAAAAAAACCAUCAAGUCCCGGAACUGAAAGACUAGUACUUUGUUUCGUCGGGGAAUGUAAAUAGUGUAACGCUUCCUGUCAGUAACACGUAUGAAUGGACCUUCUUGGUGCCAAGCGUUGGAAGGCUUUUGCAAGUUGAAUUUUAUCUUCACGCAGUUUUAAAAUUAAACAACAUUGUUUAUAAAAUGGUUUUCUUCACUUGUAAUGCUUGUGGAGAAUCAUUAAAGAAAGCACAAGUUGAAAAGCAUCUGAACAUCUGCAGGAAAUGUGAAUGUUUGUCAUGCAUUGACUGUGGCAAAGAUUUUUGGGGUAAUGAUUAUUUAAAUCAUCUUAAAUGCAUGAGUGAGAAUGAGAAAUAUGGUGGCAAGGGCUAUGAAGCAAAAUCUAGCAAAGGUGAUGUGAAACAGCAGCAGUGGAUUCAGAAAAUACAUGAAGCUAUGAAUAAGCCUGGUGUUAACCCAAAAGUUGCUGAAAUACUGAAACAAAUUAGUUCCUAUGACAAUGUUCCAAGAAAAAAAGCUAAGUUUCAAAACUGGAUGAAGAACAGUUUAAGGAUUCACAAUACAGCUUUGCAUGACCAAGUGUGGGAAAUAUUUUCAGCUUGUAGUGUACCAAACAGCAAGGAGGAUAAUCCAUCUCUACCUCAAGAAAGUCUUAAUCAAAAUGAAACUUUGAUUAAAGAUAAUGUAGCUGCUUCAGAUGAAAAGAAAAAGUCUAAGAGGGAAAGAAAAGAAGAGAGAAAAAAUAAAAGCAAGAAAGAAAAAAAACAUUUGAAGUUGGACAAUAAAAAGGGAAAUGAAGACAGAAAGUCUACCAAAAAAGACAAGAUUGAAGAUUCAGACAGCCAGUCAGAAGGAGAAGAUAUUUCUAAAAGAGAAAAUGGAGAACUGAAAAAAAAGAAAAAGCAGCAUGCAACAGAAGACUUUGAAGAAAUCGAUGUGGUAAAUGAAAAUGAGCAUGAAAGUUCAUUUAGCAAUGGAAAAAGAAGGAAGCGCAAGCUUGAGUGUUCUGAAGAAAAUACAAAAGUUAAACAGCUGAAAACAGAACCUGAAGAUGUGGAAUUUGAAAAUGAAAAUAAAGGGAAAUUCAAUUGGAAAGGAACAAUUAAAGCAGUUCUUAGAAGUGCACCUGAAGAUGGAAUACCAUUAAAAAAACUUAAAAAGAAGGUUCUAGCUCAGUAUUAUGCUGUGACAGGCGAACAUAAUCACAAGACUGAAGAAGAGUUGAAUUCACUUUUUAACAAGAAAAUUAAAAGUAAUCCUAAAUUUAGACUUUUAAAAGAAAAGGUCAUACUGGUAAAAUAAAAUUAUUAAUUAUAAAAAUAGCACAAAUAUCUGUGUAAAUGAUUUUUCUAUAUUCUACCAUGUCAAAAUAUAACAAGUAUGUGGUUCAUUUUUCAAAUGCAAUUAUACCUGUAUAUUUUAUCAUUUUAAUGAGUGGAAUUUAUGGUCAUAUUGCAUCUGAUUCAAAAUGAUGAUUUCUUCCACCCUCAUGUACUUUGUAAUUUUUAUAUUUCUAACUGUGAUGUGCUGUUUUUUUAUUUUGUUUUUUUAACCCUUCCAGUUAUUCCUUUUUGGAAUAAAAUAGUACAAAUGUCUGCCACAGGGUUAUUUUUUCAUGAGAAUUUUUAUUUCAAAUCUGUCAAGCAAGAUGUAAAUGUUCCUGAGUGUUUGCAAAAUGUAUAACUGGUUGUCUCUAUGUGCUUAGUUUUUUGUCUCGGCUGAGAUGGUUACUUUAAUAUUUUCUCAUGUACACAUGAAAAAAUGAAAAACUUAAACCUUUUCCAUGGUUAGAGAGGUAUCAUACUAGUUUUAGGAUUAAAAGUGUCUUUCAUUAAGUUAAUGUACUCAUGAAGUUAUUUUUUGAAUGCCUAAUAUACAGUAGCCAGUGUCAGACACUACAAAAAUAUAACCUAGUAAACUUCUAAAGGACUGUGUCUUUGUAAUACUGCAUUUAUUCUCAUAAUCUCAUAGAAAUUGUCUCUCCCCAUAUUUUUUUUAUUUUUAUAGUACUUGAUGUACUCCUGCCCUUGGGCAGCCAUGGGACUUCCAGGCUACGUCAUAACAUCUGAAGCUGUGAAUCAUAAUCUUUGGUACAAGGCAGCACUGUUUGGUGAAUGAUAUAUAGACACAGUAGCAUUGUUUAGUUAACUGCAGAUGUUCCCCAAACACCCCUAGUGAAAAUGCAGACCUUUUUUUUUGGCCAGUGUGUGUUUUUUGUGAACAGCUCCCUUCUCUGUCUCAUUAUUGAAUGGAGCAAAAUAUACACAAAUAAUUUUGAAGCAGAGGGAAGACAAAAAUACCAUUAUACGAAGUAGUAAAGCUUUUUUCCUGCACUUUAGUUAAAGGCUAUACAUUGUAUUAUAUUUUAAUGUGCAAAGUUAAAAAAAAAAAAUCAAAUGCAAGUUUUUAAAUACUAAGGCCACUUGCAAAGAUGGAUGCAGUCAUUCUUAAGGUUAAUACGACAAGUCAAAAGU
Molecule: messenger RNA, 2738 nt
Organism: Polypterus senegalus (gray bichir)
Lineage: Eukaryota; Metazoa; Chordata; Cladistia; Polypteriformes; Polypteridae
Gene: lyar
Product: Ly1 antibody reactive homolog (mouse)
Exons: 10
Coding region: 448-1566 (372 amino acids)
Biological process (GO): negative regulation of transcription by RNA polymerase II; rRNA processing
Cellular component (GO): nucleolus
Molecular function (GO): DNA binding
Source: RefSeq, a predicted model, not a curated record